Messenger RNA from Penicillium diatomitis, 486 nucleotides. RefSeq lists its product as uncharacterized. The coding region runs from base 1 to 486 and encodes 161 amino acids. The record is from RefSeq and is a predicted model, not a curated record. NCBI's taxonomy places the organism in Eukaryota, Fungi, Ascomycota, Eurotiomycetes, Eurotiales, Aspergillaceae. The transcript has a single exon.
AUGGCACCCCAAGAAGCUGAGGUUCUAUCAGCGUUAAAGCUUCUUCGUGAUACGCCUAGUGAUAUGCUCAACACUCAUCGUGACCUGGCACUUCGGACCUUAACACAGAUUGGACGGGCUAUCAACGCCCAUUGGAUUGAAGAUGAAGCCCCGAACAGGGUCAAUGUGGGAGUCCAUGGCGGACCCUAUGGACCCACCGAGCCAGAAGCCCAACGUCCACAAUCAGAUACUUUCUCGCAACUCAUAGUCUCAAGCACGCCUUCUCAAGAGAGCAAUGCUUCAAGCCUACCGGGCCGUGGGCUCUCCAAGUCAUCCUCAAAAACUUCUCUGGAAAUCACUACACGCAAACGAAAGCGACAAGCGACCAAGGAUCCACAUUCCGCGGCAUUAAUCGGAGCUGCGAAAAAGAGGCUCCCUCGAAUCCUCGAAUUCUGCAAGUCCUAUGCUUCUCUUUCCGAGAUACUGCAGACCGAGCAGGAGAUGUAG